Messenger RNA from Amphibalanus amphitrite, 2711 nucleotides. RefSeq names its product UNC93-like protein. Lineage: Eukaryota; Metazoa; Arthropoda; Thecostraca; Balanomorpha; Balanidae. The transcript has 8 exons. Gene Ontology annotation, cellular component: striated muscle dense body; plasma membrane. Bases 199 to 1740 code for a protein of 513 amino acids. Gene Ontology annotation, molecular function: potassium channel regulator activity. Gene Ontology annotation, biological process: regulation of muscle contraction; regulation of potassium ion transport. The record is from RefSeq and is a predicted model, not a curated record.
GCCGACCGAACGGCCGCAGUCGCGCACAGACAGAGCUGCGUGGUGCGCGGCCGGUGGAGCUCGGAGCUGACAGCUGACUGGGCUCGGAGCUGACAGCUGACUGGGCUCGGCGACAACACAGGUGGUCGCAGCGGAGCCAGAGGAACGACAUUCGACAACACAGAGUUAUAACCGGCGGAACACCCUCAUCCCGCCACCAUGGGGAAGGGCAACGACUUCCAGUACGACAACUCGUCCUACAUCGGCGAGAAGAACGGCGACCUGCCGUCCAAGGAGGUCACCGCCAGCUCCUCGACCACCAGUGUCACCGCCUCUGACCCAGAGAGGAGCUCAUCGGGUCCUCAGACGCCCGGGGCCGGCCACCUGACCCGAGCCGACCGGUGGCGCAUCAUCAAAAAUGUUGUGGCCAUCUCGUUUUCGUUUAUGUGCCUGUUCACGGCCUUCCAGAGCAUGUCUAACCUGCAGAGCUCCAUCAACUCUGAGGCCGGUCUCGGCACCAAGAGUCUGGCAACGAUCUACGUGGCGCUGAUUGUGUCGUGCAUGUUCCUGCCCUCCCUGGUCAUCAAGAAGCUGACCUGCAAGUGGGCCAUGGUGGUCUGCACGUUCUGCUACUCGCUGUACAUGCUGGCUCAGUUCUACCCCCGGUCUUACACCAUGAUACCGGCGGCCAUCAUCCUCGGAUUCGGAGCGGCGCCGAUGUGGUCGGCCAAGUGUACCUACUUGACACAGGUUGGUAAGAUAUACGCAGAGAUCAUCGAAGAUGCCUCCGAGCCCAUCAUCGUCAAAUUUUUCGGCAUCUUCUUCCUGCUGUUCCAGUCCUCACAGAUCUGGGGGAACCUCAUCUCAUCCAUGGUGCUGAAUCCCGGCCAGGGUGCUGGUGUCGAGCCGCCGUCCGAAGAGAGCCUCUCCAUCUGCGGAAUCAACUACUGCCCCGGCGCGGAGUCGGCCGGCGGCUCGGCGGUGAACAACACGAAUCUGGAGCGGCCGGACGAGGUGCGCAUCUACACCCUGGCCGGCAUCUUCCUCGGGCUGGCCGUGCUCUCCAGUGUGCUCAUCUCGAUACUGGUCGACAGUCUCGACAGAUAUGGUGAGAAGGAGCGCACCAACAACCAGGGUGAGAAGAGCCCCCUGCAGCUGCUGCUGGCCACCUUUGUGCACCUGAAGAAACCCUACCAGAUCCUGAUCGUGCCGCUGACGCUGUGGUCCGGCUUCGAGCAGGGCUUCAUCACCGCCGACUUCACCAAGGCGUACGUGUCGUGCGCGUGGGGCAUCCACCGGGUCGGCCUGGUGAUGAUCACCUACGGCGUGUGCGACGCCAUCUGCUCCUUCAGCUUCGGCUUCGUCAUCAAACGCAUCGGCCGCGUCCCGAUCUUCGUGUUCGGCGCGCUCAUCAACUACGGUGUCAUCAUCGCCUUCAUCCACUGGAUGCCACGGCCGGACGAAUCGCAUGUUUUCUUCCUGCUGGCGGCCGCCUGGGGAAUUGCUGACGCCGUCUGGCAGACCCAGAUCAACGCCUUCUAUGGAGUCAUCUUCCCGCACACGUCUGAGGCGGCGUUCAGUAACUACCGUCUUUGGGAGUCGCUCGGGUUCGCUAUCUCGUUCAUCUACUCGGACAUGUUGUGUGUCGACGUCAAGAUCUACAUCCUGCUGGUGGUGCUCACGCUGGGUAUGAUCGGCUACCUCACCAUCGAGGUGCUGGAGAGGAAGCGGUGCAAGACGCUCUCCAUCACGAAGGAGUGAUGGGUGGGGAUGAGGGAAGGACGUGAUGACACAGAACUUAUAAAGGCGAGGAUGUGUUGGCCAGACUUCCAGCUAGAGUGGCUCCCUGGGUGCCGUAGAGCAAUUUGAGCUGGAUCGGUGGCUUGAGCCCCUAACUAGGUGCUACUUUGCCAGCCCUGUGACGUAAUUCUGGUUCAAUGACUUAGGUCGUGGUUGCUGGCCUAGGUAUCUAAGGGCGUGAUGCGAUCCAUCUAGUGCAGUUGGUCACCGAAGUUGGUGGAGCAACGACCUCGCUCGGCUGGUGUGCUGUGGUCACCCAUCGGUCAUAGCGAAUUGCAGCCAGUGCGAAUGUUAGCUGCAUUUUAGAAGUGUAUUUUAAACAGCCUUGUAUCAAUAUUUUAGGGACUCAUAUAGAGCCCAUGAACAAUGUUUCGAAUCUCUACCGCGUGAAUGCAGACUACGCCUAAAUAAGACGGUUGAAAUUGGAGUAAGCGAAACCCUAGCACUCGCUAAGUGCGGGAGGGUCGGUAUUGACCAUUUAUACUUUCACGAAAUGGAAUCUGCUUCCACAUUCUUUCCAUCAUGUGUACUAUUCGCUCAUUCAUUCCAUACAGGACCCUCGAUCGUGAUCGCCUUUUUUAGCCACCUUGUUGGGUAUGAUGUUCUUUAGACAGCAUCGUGAUGUGCAAUGUUCCGUCGAAAACAGCUCAAGACGCACAGUGGAACUAGGAGAAUCACUGAUGCCUUCCAGGGAAUACCGAAGGGCGAUAUUUUAUGCCCAAUAUUUUUAUACACAACAGAAAACCGAUACAAGCGCCACGAUCGUUUUUGUGCCUUUUGCACUUUAUGAUUCGUCGUUUGAACUAUUGUUGGGCGCUGGUUUGUCAGCGUGUCCUCUACGUGGCGCAACUGUGGGUUGGAAACCUGAAUGCUGUUCCAUGGUGUUAUAUAAUAAGUACUGUAAUAUACAAUAUAAAUGGUGUAAAUGAAAA